Beta vulgaris subsp. vulgaris (sugar beet) is the source of this 747-nucleotide messenger RNA. RefSeq lists its product as uncharacterized. The transcript has a single exon. Lineage: Eukaryota; Viridiplantae; Streptophyta; Magnoliopsida; Caryophyllales; Amaranthaceae. The record is from RefSeq and is a predicted model, not a curated record. The coding region runs from base 1 to 747 and encodes 248 amino acids. Gene Ontology annotation, molecular function: nucleic acid binding; zinc ion binding.
AUGUGCGAGACAUUCAAUGCUGUCAUAAAGGAGGCAAGAGACAAGCCAGUUCUAACCAUGAUGGAAUGGUUAAGAAGGUAUCUGAUGAAGAGAAACUAUGAGAAAUGGCAAGGAGUUCAAUCUUAUGAAGGGAAAAACAUGCCAUAUAUUAAGAAGACUUUUGAUGGAAUGGAGGAAGAGUCAAGGAAAUGUGUGUUGCAGAUUAGUAGAGAAGAUAUGUAUGAAGUUAGUCAUAGGGGUGAUCAGUUGAAAGUUGAUUUGGCUUUGUGGACAUGUACUUGUUAUCACUGGCAGUUGACAGGCAUCCCUUGUGUGCAUGCAUUUAGAUGCAUUUUGGAGAAGAAUGCUGAUCCAAAUGACUAUGUUGAUUCAGCCUAUAGUAGAGAGACAUAUUUACAUGCAUAUAGCCAAGCCAUCAACCCCAUGCCUGGUGUUAAUUACUGGAAAAAAAUUGAUCUACCCCAUCCUCUACCACCAGUUCAUAAGAUUAUGCCUGGGAGACCUAAUUUGAAAAAGAGGAAAAAGGAAAAGGGGGAAGAGGCUGAACAAAAAGCAAAGAAGGUUAAGAUGGCAAAGUGCAAAUGCAGCAAUUGUGGUCAAGUGGGACACAAUAAAAGGGGAUGCAAAGCUACAACAGUUUCAGCAAAUACAAAAGAAGUUGGGAGGCCUCCUAGCACUUCACAAUGGGCAGUAGCCGAGAGGUCAAAAAAAUCUAUGAGAGCUAAGAACAAAAAGGUAUUUAUCUAG